This is a messenger RNA of Emys orbicularis (European pond turtle), 1997 nucleotides long. It is a transcript of the gene UBE2W, whose product is annotated as ubiquitin conjugating enzyme E2 W. The record is from RefSeq and is a predicted model, not a curated record. The transcript has 6 exons. NCBI's taxonomy places the organism in Eukaryota, Metazoa, Chordata, Testudines, Emydidae. The coding region runs from base 139 to 546 and encodes 135 amino acids.
GGGUCAGACCAAAGGUCCAUCUAGCCCAGUAUCCUGUCUUCCGACAAUGGCCAAUGCCAGGUGCUUCAGAGGGAAUGAACAGAACAGAAGAGACUACAGAAAGAACUGUUGGCUUUGCAGAAUGACCCACCUCCAGGAAUGACUUUAAAUGAAAAGAGUGUUCAAAAUUCAAUUACACAGUGGAUCGUAGAUAUGGAAGGUGCUCCAGGUACAUUAUAUGAAGGGGAGAAAUUUCAGCUUCUAUUUAAGUUCAGUAGUCGAUAUCCCUUUGAUUCUCCUCAGGUCAUGUUUACUGGUGACAAUAUUCCUGUUCAUCCUCAUGUUUAUAGCAAUGGUCAUAUCUGUUUAUCCAUUCUAACAGAAGACUGGUCCCCAGCUCUCUCGGUGCAAUCGGUUUGUCUUAGCAUUAUUAGCAUGCUUUCCAGCUGCAAAGAAAAGGUUUUUUUUCUAUUGCAGAGGCGACCUCCAGAUAAUUCAUUUUAUGUAAGAACAUGUAACAAAAAUCCAAAGAAAACAAAAUGGUGGUAUCAUGAUGACACCUGUUGAUGCCACCAUUUUGUGAUCCUCCUAGCAGAAGAUUGUCCUACUGAGAAAAUGAGCACUUUGAUCAUUCAGUCUUUGAACUUUAACCUUUGACUGGAGGUGACCUAUAGACAAUGAAGACUACUUCCUUUGACUGCAUUUUUACUAGUGUGCAUUCUGGGCGCAUGUUGAUCGCUGGUUCAGUCCAUGCAACUGACAUGCUUUAGUCAUACAGUAUUAAUGCAGGUGUCUGGAAAUGUCAGAAAAAUUCCAUUUAUUUUUAUUUUUAAGCUUUUGGCAGAAUUCCAGGUCUUCAUGUAUUGUGCAAUAACAGUUGAACUCCUUGGCGGUUUUAUGGUAUCCAUUGCCGGCAAUGGAUGUUAUACCAGGAAAAGUUUUGAUCCUGCUGCAAAAUAAAUUGAUUGGAUGGUAGGUCUUAUGGAAAGUUUCCAAUACAUUGGGAUUAUAAGUAAGGGAUCCAACAUUACUUUGAAAGCAUCCCAUUCUUUUAUAUUUGGAUUCUGUGCACUGUGGUCACAAAACUAGCAGCAUAAUUAACAUGCUUAGCUAAAGGACUGUAAUAAGAUCAUUACAUAUUUAUUAAAUUGUUCAUCUGCUGUCAAAUUGUUUUAACAUGGAAGGUUUUCAAGUGACAUUGGGAGAUAGGUACAAUUAUCCCUAUGGUGAAAUAAAAAUACCCCCUUUUUUUUUUUGUAUGGUAGUUACUCAUAUCUCUAACACAAAGAUAUGAGUAAUAAUUGGGUAUGAGUGGUUUAAUCAAGACUUAUUUUUUGAGAUACAAGAAGAUGGCAGUGAUAUAAUUAAAUUUGCUGCAGUCCACAAUUGGGCCUGUAAUUUGUACAUUAGAACUUUUUUCCAUGUAGAUUGCACACUGUUACUUCCUGCUAGCCAUCAGCAUGAGCCCUACUGCCUACACAAUUUCAUUUAUUUAUGUGUUUGAAAACAAUCCAUAUAACGUUUGUUUGCUGUUUUUGUUGUGUUGUAUGUCAUGUUUGAAUGUUACAAAACAAUAUUUUGAUUGAAAAGCUUUGUCAGAAGAUAUUUUCUUGUAAAUUAUUUCUUUACCUUGUAAGCAUCAUCUUGUCUUUUAAUCCUGUACUAUAAAGAAAGAAAUACAUUUUUGACAGAGGCUUAAUGUUUUGACACAAAAGUGUGGACCUUUUUAUUUAAGUUUAGACAAAAGUAUAUUUUCUUAACUUGCUUGUCCUACAGGCAUAAUAAUUUUUUUCCAGCUUUUUCUUCACAAAAAUUUAAUUACAGCUAGAUUAACCUUUUUCUACAGAGAAAUAAUUGUUGAAAAAUAGGUAAUUGUUCUCACCACUGUGUAAUUUUAUGAUAUUACAAGUAGGCUGUCUUUUUAGGAAGCACUGAUGUCUUUUAUAUACUUAGUACCUUUACACAUAUGCAACAUUUCUAUAACAAUGCUGUUUUUACUGUUGCCUUAUUGCUGACUC